Colletotrichum orchidophilum is the source of this 342-nucleotide messenger RNA. RefSeq lists its product as uncharacterized. The record is from RefSeq and is a predicted model, not a curated record. The transcript is spliced from 2 exons. NCBI's taxonomy places the organism in Eukaryota, Fungi, Ascomycota, Sordariomycetes, Glomerellales, Glomerellaceae. The coding region runs from base 1 to 342 and encodes 113 amino acids.
AUGUGUCCCUACGCCUCAUUGAAAGCAUCCCUGGACGUCCGAACUACACACACCGACGACGGCGGAACCCAAAGUCCUGGAUUCUUCUCAAAGAAAUUCGAGGCCCGCAGCAUGACACUCACCGGAUAUGCGGCCAUGAUUGGGAAAUCCUCCGUCCGAGCAAAUACUGCAGCACCCUUCUCUGACGUACGCAGUGGCGUCUUCUUGCAGUGGAACCCAUCGCAAAAUGGAUUCUCCGGUGACCUCACGGGCUUGUCCGAGGGUAUCGUGUCGCUUUACAGGACGGAGUUGUUCCACCCAUCAAUCUCGGGAUCAAUUCCAAACGAAAAGAUAUACUGGUGA